This is a messenger RNA of Oenanthe melanoleuca, 7127 nucleotides long. It is a transcript of the gene ZC3H7B, whose product is annotated as zinc finger CCCH-type containing 7B. The coding region runs from base 477 to 3563 and encodes 1028 amino acids. Gene Ontology annotation, molecular function: miRNA binding; protein binding; metal ion binding. The transcript has 23 exons. Gene Ontology annotation, biological process: miRNA processing. Lineage: Eukaryota; Metazoa; Chordata; Aves; Passeriformes; Muscicapidae. The record is from RefSeq and is a predicted model, not a curated record.
AAGACAGCCAGGAAGAAAAAAACGUUGCAUUCAAAUUAGAACGGAGAGUCGACUGCUGAAGAGCUUUUUUUUUUUUUUUUUUUUUUAGAUUUUUUUGUGGUUUUAAGCCUAAUUCACCUUAAAGAAUCUCAAAACCAGCCACAAGGGAAAGAUUAGUGAGUUUUUGUAAUGGAAAGCGGUAGCCUCUAGGGCCCGGAGGAUAUGCAGGGAGGCAUUUUCUCUUGCUGGUGCAGCCGAGAGCGAGCGAGAGAGAGCGAGACCUGGAAAUGAAAGUAAAGAGAUCAGGAGGCACAUGGAGGGAGCUGCAGGGGCAGCCGAUCCAGAAGCAGAAUGCUGCCUUCUAUAAUUAAAUAACACUUACUAUUAUUAUUACUUCUAGUAAUAAUACAUUAAUAAUACCUCUAGUAAUACAAUACCAUUUAUCAAGGAAAGUUUAUACAUAGUGUAAGGGGGAAACCCCGAGGAGAGCAACUAUAAUGGAGAGGCAGAAGAGAAAACAAGAAAUAGAGAAAGGACUGCAGUUCAUUCAGUCUACAUUACCCCUAAGUCAAGAAGAUUAUGAGGCCUUUUUGCAGAAGCUGGUGAGAAACUUGUUUGCAGAGGGCAAUGAUUUGUUCCGAGAGAAGGAUUUCAAGCUUUCCCUGGUUCAGUACGUAGAGGGGCUGAACGUGGCGGAUUAUGCAGCCUCCGACGAGGUGACCAUCCCAAAGGAUCUCCUCUGCAAGCUCCAUGUCAACCGAGCUGCCUGCUACUUUGCCAUGGGGUUGUAUGAGAAAGCACUGGAAGACAGCGAGAAGGCUUUAAGUCUGGACAAGGAGAACAUCCGAGCGCUAUUCCGGAAAGCCCGUUCCUUAAAUGAACUUGGGAGACACAAAGAAGCCUAUGAGUGCAACAGCCGAUGCUUGCUGUCCCUCCCACAUGAUGAAAGCGUCACACAGCUGGGACAGGAGCUUGCCCAGAAGCUGGGACUGAGGGUUCGAAAAGCAUACAAAAGACCUCAGCAGGAAUUGGAAACAUUCUCACUGCUCAGUAAUGGCACGUCAAUCAAUUCAUCAAACCAGACUACUUCCAAUGGAUUUGGCUCAAUAGAUGACAUUGAAACAGACUGCUCUAUGGACCUGCAGUGCCUCCCAGCUCCUGUGGCCACCUCCAUCCCUGUGAGCGAGGGUCUGGCCCCUUUGCCCUCUGACUCAGAUGCAAAGGGUUUGCCCACCUCGCUUCCUGCUGCCAGCUUGCUCCCGUCUCCAGACUGUGUGCCCUUGCCAGGGCCUGAGAACACGGAGGACUUCACAGAUGGGGACAUCAUUGGGGAAGAAAUAGACUCCCUCCUGGAUUCCCUUGCUGAAGGGUCACCAUAUCCUCUGUCUCUGGUCCAGGGCACCAUUCCUACCAACCUGCCAACAGAGAUGCCCCAGCUGAUUCCUGUGUUCCCGGGGGGAACUCCGCUGCUGCCUCCAGUCGUGACAGCCAGCAUCCCUGUCUCCACCCCUCUGCCACCUGCCUCCUUUGGCCUGGUGAUGGAUCCCACCAAGCAGCUCUCCUCCUCCUCCGUCCUGGAUGCCUUCGAGGCCCCACCAGGAGGAAGUGGUGGCUCCACUUUAGAUUCCCUGGAUUCCCUGGAUCUGCUUCCAUACACAGAUACACGGCUUGAUGCCCUGGACUCCUUUGGGACAAGCAGGGGAUCGCUGGAUACCUUGGAUUCCUUUCCCAUUGAAGAAACUAGCUCUCAGGAACUGCGACACCCACCUGGCAGCCAAAAACCAGCCCCAGUGGUGAGUGAGCUACUGCCCCGUGCUGAGGUCCCAGAGUGCUCUGGAGCCAAGGUCAGCCUUGGUGGAGUGAGUCACCCACCUGUGCCCAAGGCCACCGAGCACAUGCUGUCCCAGCCAGAACCAGUAAUGCCCAACACAGCUCUGCUGGUGAAGAACCCUCUGGCAUCUACUCACGUUUUCAAACAAGCCUGUCAUAUCUGCUACCCCAAAACAGGGCCCAAGGCUGGUGAUUACACCUAUCGGGAAGGCUUGGAGCACAAGUGCAAGCGGGACAUCCUGCUGGGCAGGCUGAAGAGCUCAGAAGACAAGACCUGGAAGAGGAUCCGCCCUCGCCCAACCAAAACCAACUUUGUAGGAUCCUAUUAUCUGUGCAAAGAUAUGCUUAACAAGCAGGACUGUAAGUACGGGGAUAACUGCACCUUCGCGUACCACCAGGAAGAAAUCGACGUGUGGACAGAGGAGAGGAAGGGGACCCUCAACCGUGACCUCCUCUUUGACCCGCUAGGUGGGAUCAAGCAGAGCAGCCUCACAAUUGCCAAGCUCCUCAAGGAACAUCAGGGCAUCUUCACCUUCCUCUGUGAGAUUUGCUUUGACAGCAAACCCCGGAUUAUCAGCAAAGGGACCAAGGACACACCAUCUGUCUGCUCCAACCUUUCUGCAAAACACAUUUUCCAUGACAACAAGUGUCUGGUCCACAUUGUGCGUUCCACCUCCCUGAAAUAUUCCAAGAUCCGUCAGUUCCAGGAGCACUUCCAGUUUGACGUGUGCCGACAUGAGGUGCGCUACGGCUGCCUGCGUGAGGACAGCUGCCACUUUGCUCACAGUUUCAUUGAGCUCAAGGUCUGGCUGCUGCAGCAAUAUUCAGGAAUGACCCACGAAGAUAUCGUUCAGGAGUCUAAGAAGUACUGGCAGCAGAUGGAAGCACAUGCCAGCAAACCAGCCAACAACGUGGCUUCUCCCCGGACUCCCACAUCAAGCACCUUUGACCUCCAGAUGAAAUUUGUGUGUGGCCAAUGCUGGAGGAACGGGCAGCUGGUGGAGCCAGAUAAAGACCUCAAGUACUGUAGUGCCAAAGCCCCCCACUGUUGGACGAAGGAGCGCCGUGUCCUGCUGGUGAUGUCCAAAGCUAAGAAGAAGUGGGUGUCAGUCCGACCACUGCCUUCCAUCCGUAACUUCCCACAGCAAUAUGAUUUAUGUAUCCAUGCACAGAAUGGCAGGAAAUGUCAAUAUGUGGGCAACUGCUCCUUUGCCCACAGCCCUGAGGAGAGAGACAUGUGGACCUUCAUGAAGGAAAAUAAAAUACUAGAUAUGCAGCAGACCUACGACAUGUGGCUAAAGAAGCACAAUCCUGGGAAGCCUGGAGAGGGAACACCACUCACCUCGCGAGAAGGGGAGAAACAGAUCCAGAUGCCCACUGACUAUGCGGACAUCAUGAUGGGCUACCACUGCUGGCUCUGUGGGAAAAACAGCAACAGCAAGAAGCAAUGGCAGCAGCACAUCCAGUCGGAGAAGCACAAGGAGAAGGUCUUCACCUCAGACAGUGACUCCAGCUGCUGGAGCUACCGCUUCCCCAUGGGCGAAUUCCGGCUCUGCGAGAGGUUCCAGAAGAACAAGGCCUGUCCCGAGGGAGAGGAGUGUCGCUAUGCCCAUGGGCAGGACGAGCUGACGGAGUGGCUGGACCGGAGGGAGGUGCUGAAACAGAAACUGGCCAAAGCUCGCAAGGACAUGCUGCUCUGCCCCAGGGAUGAUGACUUUGGGAAAUACAACUUCCUAUUGCGGGAUGAUGUAUAGUGAGCUAGGGGGAAUCUGUCAGCUGCAGAAACAUGGGGUGGGUUUUCCAAGUGGCAGUAGCAGGGAGAGUGAGAUCUGUGUCUCGCAAAGAGAACUUUUUCUUUUCUUUUGUUUUAAGAUUAUGAGACGAUGAUUUAUUAGUGGUGAAUGGAUUUGUGAAUUUGAAUCUCGUUGGCCAGCGACGCCACACUCACUGAGUUUGAUCCAUCUUUUCUUCUUUUCCCCAAAUUCUCAUUCCACUUCAUCUUUUUGUUUUCACUGUCCUUCAUUCAAAGGAAUUAAUUUAGUCUAUAUUGGGCUGCAAAUCAGAGAAUUUCUCCUUGUGUCAUUCUUCUGUCUUUCAAUUCAGAGCAUGACUGCAGAGAUCCGGAGGACAAAGCUGAGAGAGAGGGACAGAAAAGUUGUGGAUGCCCCAUCCCUGGAGCAGGUUGGAUAGAGCUCUGAGCAGUGUGGUCUAGUGGAAGGUGUCCUUCUGAAUGACAGGGGGAUUGAAACUAGAUGAUCUUACAGUUCCUUCCAGCCCAGACCAUUCUAUGAUUUUAUGAAAUCUGGUGAAAAGGUGUCCUUGAAAUUCGUAUGUUCCUUUUUUCAGUGCUGCAGAGUAAGCCCCACUUACUUUGCUGCAAACCUCCUGCUCUUCUGGGAGUUUGUUAGCAGAAGAAAUAGGAAUUGUGGUGCAAAGAAGGAAAACCACUAGAUUUGGCUUAAAACAUAUAGGUUUAUGCUCCAGCUGUCUAUAUUUCCCUGAGGCAUCAACUGGUGCUGAGGAUAACAGCUGCGUGUAAUAAGGAGUGCAAGGUAAAAGCAGCAAAGUAAUGAAACCGCUUGCAGCAGUGGGAGCUGGGUUGUAGGUGACUUCAAACUUCAGCUGACUGUACUCAGAAAGCAAGUUGGUGACUUCAUUAGAUGUCUUCUGCAGUAUGUGGCAGUUAUUCAGGGCAGAUAAUGUUUUGGAUUUUUGGCUGGUGUGACUGGUGCAAGUAAAACAGAACCCAUCUAGAAGGUGUAGUGGAGUCUAUGACACACCGUGUGUCACUGAAGUCCAGUCAGCAGUAUUGGUCAGGAGGGAGGUGGUCACCAAAAGGAGCCUGUGUUUCUGUGUUGCCUUGUGUCCUGAAGAGAGAGAAGGAGGGAGGAAGGGGGGUGAUGGUGUUCUUUCUUGCUCUUUAAAUGGCAUGUGUUUCUGGUUACUUAGAGCUGUAUUUUUCCCUGCACUGCCAGAAGAACUGGGUGGGGACCCAUUUAGAAGGACACCAUUGCGCAGCAUGGGUAAUAUUUAGCUAAUGGGAAUCCAUCUGGAAGCGCUUACCAGUACCAGAGGUCCAGCCCCCUCCUCCUCAGAGCCAGGGCAGGGAGCUUGCAGAUGCACAGUGCAACCAGGGUGUGAUCCAGAGCAGGGACAGUGAGUGGCACAGCAGGACCCAGCCAUGGCCUGCUCUUGUGCUGCCUGAUGUGUGCUUUGAUGAGAUAACAGCAAUGCUGAACUCUGAGACAGAAGUUUUGCUUUUAUAAGGGGCAGCAGUGAGAAGCAGUACUGCUCUGAAUGCCAGCCUUGUCCUUUCUGGCAGUCUCAUCCUGUAAGCAGUAAAUGUGUCUCCUGACCUGAGCUUCCCUCUCCCUCUCUCUUCUGCAGUCCAGUUGUGCUCUGCAGUUUUGCAUGCAUGGAUGGCACCAUCCUCUCAAACACAAACACAUCUCCCUCCCAGCUUUCAGCAGGGAUGUCUUUUUCAUACACAGUCUUCUGGGACAGCAGUCUCAGAAGCCCUUGGGGCUGGUAGGGCUGUAUCCAUGGUAAAUACAAUCUGGCCAUGAACUGCUUGGUGCUUUGGCAUUGCUGCAUCCUCCCAUUCCUCUCUGCUCCCUUAUGCUUGGGGUUCAGAGCUUCAGGAGAGAAGCUGUGGUACCUUCUCCUGGUCAUCCUUGUGCUCAAGUGGUCAACUUUAGAGAUGGGGUGGGACAGGCAUCAACUCCUAGACAGGCAUCAGCUCCUGGGGUAUCUUGUUAUGUUCUUCUUGGGCAGAGAGGCCAAGGAAGGAAAUCUGGAUUGGGGGACACUGGAACGUGGUUUUAUAUUUACAAACCUGCAUCUCAAGUGUGACUAGCAUUCACUGAGCCAUGAUUUCUCAUGCAAUGACUUGUUUAGGUUACAGAGUUGGUCAUUGUCCCCUUUCCUACUUUCUGCAAUGAGAGCUGAGCUGUUCAAUGGGACUUCAGAGGUUCGGGCUGGGGCCAAGAUGGGGAGAGGGUGAGAGUGAGGUGAGGUGAGGUGAGGUGAGAAGAGAAGAGGUAGGCCCAUGGUCAUGGGGGUUGCUUCAAGUGUCUCUGUUUUCCCUGAUAUGAUAACCUGGUCUGUGGUGUUGCAGUACUUCGUCACCAGACUUGUUUUAGUGUGUAUAUAUGUGACCCCUCCCAUGAAGCAUAUAUACACAGGUAUUAAAUAUAUCGCUCUAUAUAAUAUUAUAUAUGUGUGUGGUAUCGAAGGAAUCUUUUAAAUGAGGAUAAAGGAAAGGACUCAGGCCAGGAAAUGCAGCAUCCCCAAUUUAAAUAUGAAGCCUUUUAUUUGGGAUAGGGAAAGGGAAAUAACAAAAGAGAGGGAGGGUUUAUAUAGAUAGGUAUAAACUUUGAGAUGGGACAGGUUUCCCUGUUCGCAUUUUUGAAACCCCUUAGGGUGUCCUUACGGUCCCAUCUCAGUGAGAGAGUAUUAUACUGCUAACUAGUGAAUAAAGUUUUAAUAUAAGGCUUUGCUUAUAUUAUUUAAAGGGACAUUGUGAAAGGCAGAAAGUUUCACACUUGACUUCCCAGACUUGCUUUAUCAAGCCAGGAGAGUUUUCUUCAGCACAUUAUGUGCUCUCAGCAAAAAUGCUCAGUGCUCACAGCUCUACAGCAGAUAAACCACAAGUUGUAGGGGCUGCUUUAGUGGUGUGUUCACAAGACCCUAUGAUAACUUCUUUAUUUAAGUGAAAGAAGAAAAUUCUACAGCACAGAACCAAAUUAGAGGGUUAUUAACAAAGGAAGUGAUGUUUUAAUUUUACAACAUUAGAAGAAAAUAACCUGUCUAUAUUUACCUGUCUAUAAAAUAACCACAGACAUUCACACAGAGCAGAAACUUACUAAAUGCUGAAGGACUUAGUGAAAAUCUUUUCACAAAUUCUUUGGUAAGGGCAGGAAUUUAGGUGACACUGGCAUUGGAGUUAACCUGGUCUUUACAGAGAGAAGUAAAAAAAAAUACCAAAAAAUACCCUACUUAGCUUGUAUGAAACUGUAUGUCAAAAAAGGAUGGGUUUUAGCAUGUGAAAGGAAAAGAUAGCAAGGGGAUGCUGCAGUUCUGAGCUGGAUAGUAAUGAUUUUGAGUCCUUUAAUAUGUCUUUGUAUUAAUAUAACUUAAGAAUACCACGCUUUACUAUUAAAAAAGAACUUAGUAUCUUUCAUAAGGUCUAGUAUCAGGAUAAAUAUGUAGAUGUUUUAACAACAUUUUUGUUUUUGUUCUUAAAUAAAUAAAGAAAAAACAAACUUGCUUCUUUUAGCCUUUGUAAUAGAAAAUAAAAGUGUGCACUUUAAACCCUC